This is a messenger RNA of Lotus japonicus, 1101 nucleotides long. RefSeq names its product serine/threonine-protein phosphatase 7 long form homolog. The record is from RefSeq and is a predicted model, not a curated record. Bases 1 to 1101 code for a protein of 366 amino acids. Gene Ontology annotation, biological process: meristem development; meristem maintenance. The transcript has 5 exons. NCBI's taxonomy places the organism in Eukaryota, Viridiplantae, Streptophyta, Magnoliopsida, Fabales, Fabaceae.
AUGGCCGACCAAGGAGUGGUCAAACUGGGUCCCAAGGAUCAAAGUCUGUUGUAUUUGCAAAAAGAUGGUAAACACGUGUCUAUUAGUUCUUGGAACGAACAAAAUAGAAUUCUGAAAGUGAGAAAAUAUCGAGAUUUUAGACAUUUUAUUCCUGAGGAAAUUGUAGGCCACCUUCGUCAAGCCGGAUUUUACGAAGCCGCCUUAGCUGGUUCUCUGAAACUAGACAAAGUGUUGAUAUCGACCAUGGUGGAGCGAUGGAGGCCUGAGACACACACGUUCCAUAUGCCGUUCGGAGAGUGCACUAUCACUCUACAGGACGUUGCUCUUCAUCUUGGCUUACCAUUGAUGGGAAUGCUGUCACCGGAGUUACUUGGUGUGAUUGGCGGUGUCGGCCCGAUAGAGAUUAUGUAUGUUGCAAGAGCAAACAUGUUGCGACUAAUUGAUACUUUCUUACUCUGUGACCACACCGGUUCACAUGUUCCUCUUAGAUAUCUCAUUCUCUUACGAGACUUUGAGGAGACCGCAAAGUAUAGUUGGGGAUCAGCCGUACUAACACUUCUCUAUCAUGAGUUGUGUUAUGCAACCGGUGUUGAACGUACAGAGAUUGACGGGUGUGCUUAUUUAAUACAAUUGUGGACAUGGCUAAGGAUUCCAGGAACCGACAUGAUUCCACUACAGUUGGACCCUGGCCUCCCUCUCGCGGCAAGAUGGAGGAACCCGGAGGAACCAAUAAAGUGGGAAAAGAAGCAAAUCGAGUGGUGGCACACCAAAUUAGACGAUCUGAGAUCGAAUGACUUUGUGUGGAUGUCGUACUCUGAUGAUGUUCUCAAUGCUCUUCCGGAACGUUGUCGAGAAAACAUGCAUUUAUGGAGAAUUGUGGUGCCAAUGCCUGUACCGAAUGCAUCAUCUCAACAAAAUGAAAUGCAUGAUAUUUCUUUGAAAGAGAAGGAAAAGCAGAAUUGGGUGCAUAACAUGCGUGGUUUUAUACGGCUGUGGUCGGAGAGGCACCAAAGGUUGGCUAACAAACCCGAGGUUAAUGGUCAUGUUGGGCCAAAUGAAGAGUACAUAAUCUGGUACGACGAGCAUUCCAUUCUUGGCUGA